Eucalyptus grandis is the source of this 2035-nucleotide messenger RNA. RefSeq names its product probable E3 ubiquitin-protein ligase LOG2. Gene Ontology annotation, biological process: protein ubiquitination. The record is from RefSeq and is a predicted model, not a curated record. Lineage: Eukaryota; Viridiplantae; Streptophyta; Magnoliopsida; Myrtales; Myrtaceae. Gene Ontology annotation, molecular function: ubiquitin protein ligase activity. The coding region runs from base 645 to 1706 and encodes 353 amino acids. The transcript has 5 exons.
GACAAAUGGCCUUCUCGUCGUCAAUAUAACACUUACCAUAUUGGAAAGGUUUCACCAACAAAAUCAAGCUCAAACUACUCGUAAAUAGCUCAGGCUCGAUGCAAUUAGCACUUGAGAUCGACUCAACUGAUUCCGAGUGAAGUACUAGGAUCGUCUUGACCCGACUCGAUUACUCCCGGAGGAUAUCCACGUGCAACCAAACACCACAACGCAAGCCCAGCAAAGAAACCCCGAGUAAGCAUGGGCCGCGGGCCGAAGCCCAGCGAGCAAGACCGGUGCGGACGAAGCUGACGUGGCGGCGGGAAGGUGGAGGACGGUGCGGCGAAGCGGUUCCUGCUCCCGUUCUGUUCUGUUCUGUUCUAGCAUCUACAGCCGAUCAGGAGGACACGAGGCGCCGAAGGAAGAGGCAAAGAUGCUCUUUUUCUUCUCUUUUCUUGUUUUUCUUCAAGGUGUGAGGAGGGGUCCUCUCCCCCAUGUCGGGUCGCCUGUUGAAAAGAUCGUUUCUUGAUGGUUAUGGCGGCAUUCUUUGGGUUGAUUGUCUUCGAGGGUGUAGCUGCUGAGGCCAUAUAAAAGUUGGCCCCCCCUCCGCAACGAAUGAGGGAACUGUUCAACGGAUAGGGAAGUAGAGGGCUUGAGAAACGAGAAUGGGAAACAUGGGGAGCAGCAGCUCGGGGCGUCGAAGGCGGCGGAGCCACCUGCCUCCUCCUCCUCCGCCGCCUCCCCUGCCUCCUCCGCCUCAGAGUGCCGGUAACCGAUACGUGUUCGCGGCCGCCACCCCGUAUCCAUCACAGUACCCCCAUCCGAAUCCGCCGGGUUCCUAUCCGUACCAUGGAUACUAUCCACAGCAACCGGUGCCCGGUCCUUACGGACCACCGCCUUACCCAAACUUGGCCGGUGGGCAGUACCCAUAUGGGCCCGCUCCUGCUCCUGUUACCCCCUAUGUUGAGCACCAGAAGGCAGUCACUAUAAGGAAUGAUGUUAACAUCAAGAAGGAGACGCUUCGCAUCGAACCAGAUGAGGAUAAUCCUGGAAAGUAUCUUAUUUCUUUCGCUUUCGAUGCCACUGCUCCUGGAAGCAUCACUCUUGUUUUUUUCGCUAAAGAAACUGAAGACUGUAACUUAAUCGGGACAAGGGAGAGCCUACUUGAACCUGUCAUAAUAGAAUUUGAGCAAGGUCUCGGCCAGAAGUUUCGACAACCUUCCGGGACCGGUGUCGACUCCUCAAUGCUUGAGGAGAUGGGUGUAGUAAAAGAUGGUGAUUUUGAGAUUUAUCCUCUUGUGGUGAAGGCCGAAGCAUGCCCAGUGAGUGCUGCAGAGACGGAUAGUAGUUCAGUCAGAAAUUCUCAGAUAACCCAAGCAGUGAUUGAGAAAGGGAAAGACGAAUACAAGGCGCGUGUGGUGAAACAGAUCCUCUGGGUGAAUGGCAUGAGGUAUGAGCUACAGGAGAUAUAUGGUAUCGGAAACACAGUCGAGGGGGAGUUCGAUGGUAAUGACUCUGGGAAAGAGUGCGUCAUCUGUUUGUCAGAACCACGGGAUACGACGGUUCUCCCUUGCAGACACAUGUGUAUGUGCAGCGGCUGUGCUAAGGUCCUCAGGUUCCAGACGAACAGGUGCCCGAUUUGCCGGCAACCGGUGGAGCGGCUCCUGGAAAUUAAGGUGAACAAUGGCAGCGAAGACUCGGGAGAGUCCACGACUCAAGCGACGUAAAGCUAUCCUCAAAUGUAUCGUUUUUAUAUUCCUGGCCCACCUCGAUCGUACGUCCGGCAAGAUCUCGCCUGGAGACCAACUUUGCCGCUGCUCAUGCUUCAGCCCGACUCUCAGUUGCUUGUGUCGAAAAUAACCGCUCGCGGGUUUAACGCCAAACGGAUUAGUUAUGAACACAAUUAUGGGUUGUUUGAUGGGAGAUUGGGUUGUGUAAUAGAAAUCGUUUUGGACUUCAAGCCAUCUUGUAUCUGCUUCUGCAUGGUUAAUCUUUCUGUCGCUUUACCUGUAAAAAUUCUCGUUCCUUGCGUAGCUGAGAGAUUUCUUCUUCUUUU